CUAACUGCGCACUGUGUGGGUCGGCUCCGAGGGGGAAACACACACACAAGCACGCUGGAAUUUUCCCUGCACUGGACGAACAGACGAGCUUCAUGGUGGCUGCGAUAAAUCCUGUCGUAUAACAAGUGAGAGUAAACUGGAAGAGACUUUAUCCCAGUGCACGGUGGCUUAUUUUGACUGACAGCACAAUGGAGGCAAAUGGCACAGCUGGUAAAUAUGGUCUGGAGGGAGAUUCGGAUCUCCACUUCCUGCUGCUCGGCGGGACCCUGGUCAAGAUUCGCUCGACCAACUGGAAGAAGAUCCGCUUCUUCCGACUGCAAGAGGACUGCAAGACCCUGUGGCACGAGUCCCAUAAAAUGUUCAAGAAGAAUCAGACAUUCUCCAUUGACGACAUUGAUUCAGUGCGCAUGGGCCGACAGUCUGAGGGGCUUAAUAAACACACCGACCCCAGUGAGGAGGAGCGGUGCUUCUCCAUCAUCUUCAAGGGUCGCAAGAGAAACCUUGACCUGAUGGCGCUCAGCGGGCCGGAGGCGAAACAGUGGGUCAGCGGACUGACCAAGAUCAUCAGCAACCUGCGCAACCUCAGCCGCCAGGAGAAGAGCGAGCACUGGAUCAUCAACUGCAUGCGGAAAGCAGACAAGAAUGAAGACAGCAAGAUGAACCUCAAGGAGCUGAAGCACUUUCUGCGACAGGUCAACGUUGAAGUUGACGACAUUUACGCAGAGGAAAUUUUCAAGACGUGUGACAAGUCCAAUUCAGGAUCGCUUGAAGGCUCCGAGAUCAAGCACUUCUACGACCUACUCACGCAACGGGAGGAGAUUGAUGUGAUUUAUAGGAACUGCGCUCAAACCGAGGGUGAGAUGAGCGCCAAAGACCUGCUGAACUUCCUGCGGCAUGAGCAGAGGGAGCAGGCGACCAUGGAGGACGCAUUCAAGCUGAUCGAGAAAUACGAGGUGGAUGGAACAGCGAAACAGAACAAGCACCUGACAAAAGACGGUUUCCUGAUGUACCUGCACCUGGAGGAGGGAUCCAUCCUCAAUCCAGCCCACAAGCAUGUGUACCAGGACAUGAGCCAGCCGCUCAACCAUUAUUACAUCUCGUCCUCACACAACACAUACCUGAUGGAAGACCAACUGAAAGGACCCAGCAGCACGGAGGCCUACAUCAAAGCUCUCAUGAAGAGCUGCCGCUGUGUGGAGCUGGAUUGCUGGGACGGGGCUAACGGAGAGCCUGUUAUUUAUCACGGCUACACGCUCACGUCCAAAGUUAUCUUCAGAGACGUCAUCAAAGCGAUCAAAGACUACGCCUUCAAAACGUCUGACUACCCAGUGAUCCUGUCCCUGGAGAACCACUGCACCCCGGACCAACAGAAGCUCAUGGCCCAUCACUUGAUCUCCAUCCUGGGCGACGCUUUGGUCACAAAGCCUCUGCGCAGCACCAUGCCCACCAACUUCCCCUCACCUGAGGAGCUGAAGGGCAAGUUCCUCGUCAAGGGAAAACGAAUGAACAAGCUGGACACUGCCUUCACCAACACCAGCACCAUAGAAGAAGACACUGUGUCUGAGGAGGAUGAGGCGGCAGAUUGUAAGGAGAACGACGGACAAAAAGCCAAAUCAAAGAAAUCAAAGAUCAAACUUGCCAAAGAGCUCUCAGACAUCGUCAUCUACUGUAAGAGCGUCCAUUUUAACGGCUUCGAGCACGCCAAAGACAACCAGGCCUUCUACGAGAUGUCGUCCUUAAAGGAGAGUAAAGCGUUCAACCUGGCUGAUACCUCAGCUACUGCCUUCAUGCAUCACAACAUGGACAAACUCAGCAGGAUCUACCCGGCAGGCUCCAGAACUGACUCCUCCAACUACAACCCUGUGCCCAUGUGGAACGUUGGCUGCCAGAUCGUGGCGUUAAACUUCCAGAAUACCUCAAAGGAGAUGCACAUAAACCAGGGACGGUUUCUGCAGAACGGGCUUUGCGGCUACGUCCUGAAACCUGAAUUCCAGAGAAGUUUGUCCUCUCAGUUUGACCCCAACACGCUGAUCAAAGGGCCCUGGCUAAAGAAGAAGACCUUUCACGUCAUGGUCAUCUCAGCUCAGCAGUUACCCAAACUCAACAAGGACAAACACAAAUCCAUUGUGGACCCUCUGGUCAGAAUGGAGAUCUUCGGUGUACCGGCAGACUGCGCCAGCAAGGAGACACACUACAUUGACAACAAUGGUUUCAACCCCAUGUGGAACGAAAGCUUUCAGUUUAACAUCCAAGUGCCAGAUCUGGCCAUGCUGCAGUUUGUGGUGGAGGACUAUGACUCAACAUCCCAGAAUGAUCUCAUCGGGCAGUACUGUCUACCGAUCACCAGUGUGCAGAACGGCUACCGCCACGUCCCGCUGUUCACCAAGAGAGGCAACGUCAUUUGCUCCGCCGGACUGUUUGUGCAUCUCAUGCUCACGGACGCCCUGUAGACUCGCAUGUGGAAAGACAAGCUUCGCGCCAGGAACAGCUUUUUUUUUUGUCCUCCAAGUAAAAGCGGCGGACACCCAACUGUCUGUAACAUUUUUCCUGUUAUUGUGUAAUUUAAGCUGUAUAAAUAGUGUUUGAGAGGAAAGGGAGAAUGAAUGAAAAUGUGAAUGAAAGAGCAGUGAAGGAAAUAAUUUAAAGAAAGACAUGAAUUUGUUUAUUAUUAUUAUUAUAUAUAUAUAAUAUGAUGGUAUUAAUUGAUGAAAGAGUGAUGUGUGAGACUUCAUAUUUUCCGUCAUUCGUACAGGCCAUAAAUCAUGGAAACAGUGUUUUGUAGAGCAACACAACAAGCGAUCAACUUAGAGAGUUUUAAACAGAACUUGAGGACAAAUCUUUAUCUAAAUUAUCUCAGAUUUAUUUCGACAGUGAUGUCGGCCUCUGGAGUCUGUGGCAGCAGUAUGUCAAAGGGAACUGUUCUUUUAUCAGUGUGAUUAAUAUUUCUUUCUAAAGGACUAAAUGCUUCUUAACUUCCUCUUUUUGACUGUUGGUAUGAAGAGGGUAUUUACCGUGUGAUACAUAAAUCUGCUCCGGACAUAUUGAUCUCUAAUCAUCAAGUAUUUUAAAAAUCACACGUUCAUUUGUAUUUUUUUAUCCCCUCAUGUACCAGAGCUGUUUUAGCCCCAUGAAAAAUCUCUGACUGUCAGUGUAUUCAUUAUCUCACCCGCAUUUGCACUAGAUCUCAAAUAAAACUGAUGGUCUCGGA
This is a messenger RNA of Hippoglossus stenolepis (Pacific halibut), 3208 nucleotides long. RefSeq names its product phospholipase C, delta 1a (gene plcd1a). Lineage: Eukaryota; Metazoa; Chordata; Actinopteri; Pleuronectiformes; Pleuronectidae. Gene Ontology annotation, molecular function: phosphatidylinositol-4,5-bisphosphate phospholipase C activity; calcium ion binding. The coding region runs from base 189 to 2450 and encodes 753 amino acids. The record is from RefSeq and is a predicted model, not a curated record. The transcript has 15 exons. Gene Ontology annotation, biological process: phosphatidylinositol-mediated signaling; lipid metabolic process.